Messenger RNA from Branchiostoma belcheri (Belcher's lancelet), 2287 nucleotides. RefSeq lists its product as uncharacterized. The transcript has a single exon. Lineage: Eukaryota; Metazoa; Chordata; Leptocardii; Amphioxiformes; Branchiostomatidae. The record is from RefSeq and is a predicted model, not a curated record. The coding region runs from base 87 to 947 and encodes 286 amino acids.
ACUAGUAAGCAAGUCAGUUCCACACCGCACGUACGCGGUUUGGUUUGGCGAAAUUGUGGAGUAGAAAGAAAGGACCAGUACUCGUCAUGGAGGGCGGAGGGGUUUACCAGAUAACCAACGGUCAAGGAGUCACAGUGAUGAGACCUGGAGUCGUGCAGGCGGCGCCGGGGAUUGUACAGGCAGCACCGGGGAUUGUACAAGCAGCGCCAGGGAUGACAGUUCUGAAUCCCGGUAACCUUGUAGGUACAGGAAGGAGGACGUACAUCAACCAGCGGCUGCCGUUCGUCGGAACCGGAACACUGACCUUCAACACACAGGACAUUGCCUGGACUCUGCCCGCACAGCGACCACAGAUCAUCUUCCUCAACGAGGACGACAGUGACGACAGACAGAGACCGCGUCACUACAACCACUACCACGGUCCGGACGGAGUGCCCUACUCCUACAACAUGGGGGGCAGGGAGAGGCAUCACUUCUACGGGCACCCGGGACAUUUCAUGGCGCACUCCUACCCGCCGCAGUACCCGGUCGGGCAACAAGUCAUCGUACCGCAGUCACAGUCGCAACUACAGGACAACUUCAACGUGCACGGCAUCCUGGAGUACGGCAGACUCACCACCGUCUUUCCAGAAUCCAACUUCACCACGCUUCCAGACUUCAUCCAACAGGAACUACAGCGUGCUUACGGGCAGUACUCUCGCACUGAAGUCAAUAUCGAGGCAAUUAAUGGCCAAUACACAAUCCGAGGCAAGCCUAAGGAACAGGUGGUUCGUACAGUUCAAGUCCCGCGAAGAGUCGCUCCGCGCGUGUCCCCGAGAACACGGUACGUACAGGUACAUGUCCCCGUACCACAGACGUCAAAAACAGCCUCGUCAGAUGAAGAACAGACAAGAGCUUCUUCACAAACAAAACACCGAGCCACAACUAGCGAGCCUAAAGAGGUUUAGGGCAAGGGCUGAAACUGUACGCGUGGAAACCAUCAUAUACAUCAUGUAGAUUACAGAUGUAAAACCCUUCAUAUCAAGUACUCUACAUUGUUGCAAUGCAUAUUGUAUAUUCAUGCAAAGUAAACACCAAAUCGUAUGGUUGGCGAUCAUUCUAUGAUUGCACAAGUGUAAGGUGCAAGGUACUGUUCACACAUACUUCUGGUGCCGGGUAAUCACAAAAUUAUUAGACAUCUACAGUAAUAAAUGUCUUUCAGCUGUCGGCGUUUGCGUUUUUAACACAGCUUGUGUGAUAAAUUACGCGUUACGUUUUGUUAUGAACUUUUGUAAAUGUAGCACGAAUACCUGGAUAUAUACGAGACUUGUAUGUACAUAGAAAGAGAGCGAACUAUAUACUAUAUAUAGUUGUCAAGCCAUUUGUCACAACGUAACUCCUCUAGAAGAUAUUAUCUUUUCCACCGGCGACGUGGGCGUCAGUCAUCCCCGCCACUGCCGACCUGGCACGCACGGAUCGGAGCGUAAUUUGUUCCCGAACUUUCAGGAGCGCCCAGAUGACGAAUUGCCUGUCAAGGACAUGCCAAUAAGUUGGAACUCGAGUGCUGGAAUACGAUCGUUCUGGUGAGGGAGCUAUCUCGCCCAAUUCCUCGUCAGCAGGAGGCGGGCAUGCUUGACUACCCGGCAUUGUUUCGUAAAUUGACAUAAAAGUUCUGACCGGUUCUCCCGGCGUUGACGUCACCUUGAGGGCUGCAGUACUAGUGUUUUAUUGAUUUUCUGAUUUGUUUCUACCAGGCGUUAUAGAUGUGCCGUGAGGUGUGAAGGUUUUGUUGCGAAUCUUCAACUGUGUCUAGCAAAAUGAGUUGUCAGCAAUGAGCCCACUGACGGUCAUGACUUAUGUGUUCUACACACGAUUGCCGUUUAUCGACGUAAAGAUUGCACCUUUAAAUCUCGCCCUUAGGAGAUCAUCACUCAUGAUUAGCCAGGGUGUCGAUACAGUAAUCAUCUUACCACUUUACUGACCAGAUUAUCAUACUGAUGCCCCCGCUGGCCGUGCGAUAAUCCGCCUGACCAAGGUGCUUUAGAUGGAUAUCUUACAAAUCUGUAAUCGUUUCAUUCUGGGGAUUGCAGAGUUGGAGAUGGGUAUUGAACCUUUCUAUGCCUUUUGCUUUGACUGGUCUUUGGCUGUUAGAGUUAACCAGUAUAGAGGUAAUAAAGUUCAGUUACAGAACUGAAUUUGCCAAGGAGUCACAUUUGACUGUCUACUGUCAGCUUGUUUUAGCUCUACCUCUUUCAAUAAAUUCAAUUCAGAAAAAAGACAUGAUGCAAAAUGAUGUACAGCCAAGAAG